This is a messenger RNA of Sinocyclocheilus grahami, 2858 nucleotides long. RefSeq names its product major vault protein (gene mvp). The record is from RefSeq and is a predicted model, not a curated record. NCBI's taxonomy places the organism in Eukaryota, Metazoa, Chordata, Actinopteri, Cypriniformes, Cyprinidae. The transcript has 16 exons. Bases 203 to 2479 code for a protein of 758 amino acids. Gene Ontology annotation, cellular component: cytoplasm; nucleus.
GCAGACAGAGCCUUCUCGAAAUUCCACUCCCCCUCCAGGCCCCCUCCUUCCCGGGACGACACACCUACCAGCGCGAGUCAUUAUAAACCAUAGCACUGCAUUCAUACAGUCGUCUUUAACUGACGGAUCCAACCUCGGACUGGCAGCUUUAAGGACGCAUUCUUCUGAAACUAGUUUGUAAGGUGUACCAGUGGGAAGAAAUAUGGACGCUGAUCAACUGCUCGGUGCCUCAAUCAUCAGGAUCCCACCUCACCACUACAUCCAUGUGUUGGAUCAGAACACCAACAUUGCACGGGUGGAGCUCGGCCCUCUCACCUAUAUACGCCAGGACAAUGAGAGGGUUCUGUUUGCCCCUGUCCGCAUGAUCAUGGUGCCGCCCAGGCACUAUUGUGUUGUGCUCAACCCCGUUGCCCGUAAUGCUGAAGGCCAAGUUCAGUUUGAUGCAUCAGGUCAAGCGAAGCUCAGACAUGCUGACCUGGAGAUCCGCCUGACCCAGGACCCCUUCCCCCUCUUCCCUGGUGAAGAGAUUCAGAAGGAUGUGACGCCACUGCAGAUUGUGUACCCGGAGCAGGUUCUGUUUGCCCCUGUCCGCAUGAUCAUGGUGCCGCCCAGGCACUAUUGUGUUGUGCUCAACCCCGUUGCCCGUAAUGCUGAAGGCCAAGUUCAGUUUGAUGCAUCAGGUCAAGCGAAGCUCAGACAUGCUGACCUGGAGAUACGCCUGACCCAGGACCCCUUCCCCCUCUUCCCUGGUGAAGAGAUUCAGAAGGAUGUGACGCCACUGCAGAUUGUGUACCCAGACACAGCCCUGCGUCUGCAGGGUGAGCGUUCGUUCUUCCUCAGGCCAGGAGAGCAUUUGGAGAACGGCAUUCAGGAUGUGUACGUGCUGUCAGAGGAGGAGGGGCUCGUGCUGCGUGCUGUCGAAGCCUUCGUUGACACUGAGGGGGAAGAGCUAGAUGAAGAAGAAGGGGAAAGCCGAGCCAAAAAGAGGGGAAUACAGCGGCGUCCAGGUGACCGUUGGAUGCUGCGCGGCCCAAUCGAAUAUGUGCCGCCCGCCACCGUAGAGGUGCUGCUUAGACGAGAUGCUAUCCCGCUGGAUGAGAAUGAGGGCAUUUACGUCCGUGACAUCAAAACUGGAAAGGUGCGUGCUGUGAUUGGCCAGACCUACAUGCUAACACAGGAUGAGGAACUGUGGGAGAAAGAGCUUCCAGCCAAUGUGGAGACUCUUCUGUCUCAAUCACUAGCUGACCGCUCGGAGCGAGGAAGAAACCUUGCCCAAGCUGAGAGAGAUCAAACCAGAGUAGUGUCCUAUCGUGUCCCACACAAUGCGGCCGUGCAGGUGUACGACUACAGAGAGAAGAAGGCCAGGGUGGUGUUUGGCCCUGAAAUGGUGAUGCUGGGUCCUGAUGAACAGUUUACAAUUCUUUCCCUAUCCGGAGACAAACCCAAACAUCCUAAUGUCAUCAAAGCCAUUUGUCUCCUGCUUGGCCCAGACUUUUGCACGGACAUCAUCACCAUCGAGACGGCCGAUCACGCUCGCUUGCAGCUGCAGCUCUCUUACAACUGGCACUUUGAUAUCAAACAACCCGCUGAAGCAGCCAAGGCUACGGCUCUGUUCUCCGUGCCAGACUUUGUAGGUGACGCGUGCAAAGCCAUCGCUUCCAGAAUCAGAGGUGCAGUGGCCUCAGUGCAGUUUGACGAUUUCCACAAGAACUCUAACAGGAUCAUCUGUUCGGCCGUCUUUGGUUUUGAUGAGAAGCUUGCGGUGCGGUCCAGUCUGCGCUUUAAUCAGAAUGGGCUAGUCAUCAGCAGUGUGGACAUUCAGUCUGUGGAGCCGGUGGACCAGCGCACCCGUGACGCCCUGCAGAAGAGUGUGCAACUAGCCAUCGAAAUCACCACCAAUUCACAGGAGGCUACUGCACGACACGAGGCAGAGCGUCUGGAGCAGGAGGCUCGGGGUCGCCUGGAGAGGCAGAAGAUCACAGACCAGGCAGAGGCAGAGAAAGCCAGGAAGGAACUGCUUGAGCUGGAGGCUCAGAGUGCUGCAGUGGAGAGUACAGGAGCGGCGAAGGCUGAGGCACAAUCUAGAGCCGAGGCAGCUCGCAUUCAGGGAGAGGCAGCGGUCGAAGAGGCCAAACUCAAAGCAGAGGCUCAGAAAAUCGAGGCCGAUGCUGAGCUGGCCCGUCUGUGUAAGGCGCGUGAGCAGGAGCUGAAUUACAAGAAGGAGAUGGACCAACUGGAGGUACAGAAGCAGCAGAAACUGGCAGAGAUUGAGAGCCUGCGCUUCAAGGAGUUGAUCGAGAGCCUGGGCACAGAAACCCUGAAGGAAAUGGCCCGAGCUGGGCCUGAACUACAGGUGAAGCUCCUGCAGUCUUUGGGUCUGAAGUCUACUCUUAUUACAGAUGGCUCCUCUCCUAUUAAUCUCUUUACUACUGCCAAUGGCCUUCUGGGGGCUCUGCAGGGCAAAGGACAGGAUGAAUAAAUAAAAAAUAGGAGAGACCGAGGUUAAGAGGCCUUAUACCACUUGAUAUGCAUGAAUAAAAACUGAUGCUGCUGCACUCUGUUAUUGUUUUCAUUCUUAAUUGAUUACAAUAAAGCCAUGUAAGUGUAGCAUUAGCAGUACCUUUGCUGUCUUAGUUGAACUAGCGCUCAGUUCAUUGUAAUAUGUAAUCUGAUAUGUUUUUGCUUUACUAACACGUAUACAUCUUAUAGACUUUACUUUGUGUUCAAGUAUCAUGCUGAAAUGUGCCAAUGGUGCCUUAAAUAAUUCAGUUCAACCAAAAGAGCUUUCUAGAAUAUGUUUCUUUACUGUGCUUUACUUUUUACAGCAAUAAAACAACAUUUAGUGUCCAAUAAUACCU